This is a messenger RNA of Colossoma macropomum (tambaqui), 3296 nucleotides long. It is a transcript of the gene spata20, whose product is annotated as spermatogenesis associated 20. The record is from RefSeq and is a predicted model, not a curated record. The transcript is spliced from 18 exons. NCBI's taxonomy places the organism in Eukaryota, Metazoa, Chordata, Actinopteri, Characiformes, Serrasalmidae. Bases 16 to 2688 code for a protein of 890 amino acids. Gene Ontology annotation, biological process: carbohydrate metabolic process.
GAGAAGAAAAAGGACAUGCGCCCUUUAAGCGGCGAGCUGGUGCAUUACUGUGCAACGAGCUCUAGUGCCCCCCUGUGGCAGAUGUGUGAACUUCAAGAAGCGUCACUGACAGACAGUCCAGUGCCAGGGGUUGCCACUCCAGGCGGGACUGUUCUUGGAUUUAGGAUGCUCAGACUGGUCUGGACACGGUCACCCUCAUCUACUAGAGGCUUCGGACCCUCUAGGCUGCUUAGUGGAGCUUUCUUGAAAAAAGACAGAGCUCGUAGUCAUACUUUGUUUAACAGACGGGUCUCUGAACCCACGCCCACCCACGACUUUGACAGCUACCCUAAACUUCUGAAUUUCAGGUCUUCCCAGGGUAGCUUCAGAGCACCUGGAGCAGCCUGUUUCAGUAUGGCAUCAGGGGGUGAUCGGCAAGAGACUUCACAUCCACCAAAACACACGAAUCGACUGAGCAAAGAGAGAUCCCCCUACUUACUGCAGCAUGCACACAACCCUGUUGACUGGUUUCCAUGGGGCAAAGAGGCCUUUGAUAAGGCAAAAAGUGAAGACAAACCCAUUUUCUUGUCAGUGGGUUACUCUACUUGUCACUGGUGUCAUGUGAUGGAGAGAGAAUCAUUUGAGGACGAGGACAUUGGGAAGAUCCUGAGCGACAACUUUGUUUGUAUAAAGGUUGACAGGGAGGAGAGACCUGACGUUGACAAAGUCUACAUGACAUUUGUACAGGCAACCAGUGGAGGUGGUGGCUGGCCGAUGAGCGUGUGGCUUACUCCAGAUCUCAGGCCGUUCAUUGGAGGAACUUACUUCCCUCCAAGAGACAGUGGGAGAAGACCUGGAUUUAAAACUAUACUUAUGCGGAUUAUGGAGCAGUGGCAGAAUAACAGAGAUGCACUGGAAUCCAGUGGAGAACGGGUGGUGGACGCUCUGCGGAAGGGCACAUCCAUCUCAGCUAGCCCAGGAGAAAUGCUGCCGUCAGGCCCAGAUGUUGCCAACAGAUGUUUCCAGCAGCUGGCUCACUCAUAUGAAGAGGAGUAUGGAGGAUUUCGAGAUGCACCCAAAUUCCCUACACCAGUGAACCUGAUGUUCCUGAUGUCAUUUUGGGCAGUAAAUCGUGCUUCCACUGAGGGAGCAGAGGCAUUGCAGAUGACUCUCCACACCCUCAGAAUGAUGGCUUUAGGGGGAAUUCAUGAUCAUGUGGCUCAGGGUUUUCACAGAUACUCCACAGACUCCUCUUGGCAUGUGCCCCACUUUGAGAAGAUGCUGUAUGAUCAGGCCCAGCUGGCAGUUGCCUACAUUACUGCCUACCAGAGUGAACACAGUCUCCAUGUUUCAUCAUCGAUUUCCAGUGAAAGCAACAAUGGCUGCAUGUUCCAACCUGUGUCUGGAGAGCGCCUUUUCGCAGAUGUUGCCCUCGAUGUGUUGCAUUAUGUCUCCAGAGACCUUAGCCACAAGUCUGGAGGCUUCUACAGUGCUGAGGAUGCAGACUCGCUUCCCACACCUGAGUCCGGUGAGAAGAGAGAAGGCGCAUUCUGUGUGUGGACUGCUGGAGAGGUCAGGGAGCUGCUCUCGGAUACGGUGGAGGGGGCCACUGAGGGUGCGACACAGGCUGACAUCUUCAUGCAUCAUUAUGGUGUGAAAGACCAAGGCAAUGUGGAGCUAGAACAGGACCCACAUGGCGAGCUGCAGGGCCAGAAUGUGCUGAUAGUGCGGUAUUCAGUGGAGCUCACUGCUGCUCGCUUUGGCCUCAGUGUGGAAAGACUGACUGAAGUGCUUGCCAGUGCCAGGACAAAACUGGCCGAAGUGCGCAGAGCACGCCCUCAACCUCAUCUGGACACUAAGAUGCUGGCCUCCUGGAAUGGGCUGAUGCUGUCAGGGUUUGCACGGGUUGGAGCCAUGUUGGGGGACAAGGCCCUGCUCCAGAGAGCAGAGCAGGCUGCACAGUUUCUCCGAGAGCAUCUGUGGGAUAAAGAGGGACAGCGGAUGCUGCACUCCUGCUACUGUGGGGACAACAUGGAAGUUGAGCAAAUAUCCUCACCCAUUGCAGGCUUCCUGGAUGACUAUGCAUUUGUGGUGUGUGGUCUCUUGGACCUCUUUGAGGCCACACAGACUGUGCACUGGCUACAGUGGGCUGAGGAACUCCAGCGCAGGCAGGACCAGCUAUUUUGGGAUGCCCAGGGCAGUGGCUACUUCUCUAGUGACCCUUCAGACCCCUCCUUGCUGCUGUCCCUCAAACAGGAUCAGGAUGGUGCAGAGCCCAGUGCAAACUCUGUGUCUGCACUGAACUUACUACUCCUGUCCCACCUGACAGGCAAUGAAGAAUGGAGGCAGCGCUCUCAGCAGCUGCUGACUGCUUUCACUGAUAGGCUAGUUAAGGUGCCCAUCGCCCUUCCUGACAUGGUCCGUGGCCUCAUGGCACAUCACUACCCCUUUAAACAGAUAAUUAUCUGUGGCCAGCCUGAUGCAGAGGACACAGCUGGCCUGAUUGCCUGUGUCAACUCCCUGUUUCUUCCCUACAAAGUUCUGAUAUUGGCAGAUGGGAAUACAGAAGGUUUCCUUUAUCAGAAGCUGCCUGUUCUCUCCUCGCUCAUUCAACAAGAGGGUAAAGCCACAGCGUACGUGUGUCAGGACUUCACCUGUGCCCUACCGGUCACCUGCCCUCAGGAACUCAGGAGACUACUGCUGGAGUGACAUCUUAGGAUGUGGUUUCAAAUGGGGAAAACAGCCGCUGACUUUCAGAGCUAUAAGAUGGACAUCAGAGGAAAGGGCUCUUCAGGACAGUCCAUAAUCCAUCCUCUCGUCUCCCUCGCUGCCUGGGAUGGAGCUAGGACGGAAGGAGGAUGGUCCCCUUGGAGAUCAUUACUGUGGGAGGACCGCGAGUGUGCCUCAGAUCAGAAGCCCCUUACCUUUCCCAGCUGCCUGUGUAAUAAGGCCACAUGAGGCCCCACUAUACCCAGAGUCAUUUCAGCAUCCGACUGGGGAGAUGAGGUGGCUCUAAGAGGCAGAGCAUACAGGAAUUAAAAUGUCAGUAGAUGAAGCCAGCUCUUGUGUAAUAGUGUGAAAAUGAGAAAUUUUAAAAAGAAAUUAUGGGCAAGAAAGUGAGUGGGAAAACUGCAGGUUAUAUAAUAGACAAAAACAGCUAUUUCUAGUGUAUCUUGAAUUUUGCUGGUGAAAAAAGUAACGAAUAACAAGUAAUUUGUCAAAUAUGCAAAAACCACUGCCUUGAUUUAUCUUACAUAUAACCCUGAUUUUUUACUAGCAAAUUUGGUACACAAAUCAGCUAUUGUGAAAAAGAAAAA